This is a messenger RNA of Pyrgilauda ruficollis (rufous-necked snowfinch), 3497 nucleotides long. RefSeq names its product meiosis specific with OB-fold (gene MEIOB). NCBI's taxonomy places the organism in Eukaryota, Metazoa, Chordata, Aves, Passeriformes, Passeridae. Gene Ontology annotation, biological process: resolution of meiotic recombination intermediates. Bases 1 to 1422 code for a protein of 473 amino acids. The record is from RefSeq and is a predicted model, not a curated record. Gene Ontology annotation, molecular function: single-stranded DNA 3'-5' DNA exonuclease activity; single-stranded DNA binding. The transcript is spliced from 13 exons.
AUGGCUCAUUCUCGUUCAGCACGGGACUUUGUUGCACUUUCAGAUCUGCAUCCAAACCUUGCUCGUCCUAAUGUAAUCGGGGUGGUUAUUGGGAAAACAGAUGUCAGAAGCUUUCCAGACCGAAAAAACAUUGGCACUGAAAGAUACACCUUCAAUUUUACCAUUCGUGAUUCCCCAACUUAUUUCAUGAAUGUCCAGUCCUGGGGCAGAGAAGAGUACAUCAGAUCCCUCUCAGAAAGCUUCAGGGUUGGUGACUGUGUUACAAUUGAAAAUCCUUUAAUUCAGUCCAAGGAAGCAGAAAGAGAAGAAAAAUUCAACCCUGUCACUCCUAGUGGCUACAAAUUAUUGCUCAGUGAAAAUCACUCUGUGGUUAAAACCUCUUCCUGCUACGACACAGACACCAGGCUCCUGGCUCUGCUGCACCUGCCUGUCAAGGACCCUCAGGAUUAUUAUUCCCUGGGGGACAUCGUGGCAAAUGGACAAAGCCUCCAUGGGAGAGUCCUCAAUGUGCUGGCAGCUGUGAUGGCAGUUGGGGAGCCAAAGUAUUUUAUAACUUCAGACAAAAGGAAAGGCCAGAGGUGUGAAGUAAAGCUGUACGAUGAAACAGAGAGGUCUUUCCCAAUAGUAUGCUGGGAUAAUGAAUCCAUCCAGCUGGCACAGAGUUGGAUCCCCCAAGAAACAGUUAUAUUUGCAUCAGAUGUGAGAAUCAAUUUUGACAAAUUUAGGAACUGCAUGACUGCAACUGUGAUAUCCAAAACCAUCAUUACAACGAACCCAGAAACAGCAGAAGCAAAUGUUCUCUUCAGCUUCAUCAAAGAGAGUGCCCAGGCAGGAGCUCUGCCCAGCCCCGUGAAGGAGCUGCCAAAUGAAACCAUUAACUUGGAGGCUGUAGUGGAUGUCUACACAGUGGAACAGCUGAAAGAAAAAGCUCUCCAGAGUGAUGGGAAGCUGGAGCCUCUCCAUGGAAUUAUUUAUGGCUACAUUUCCACCCUGGACAUCGACGAGAGCGUGUCCAGAGUCCUGCGCAACAGAUGCUCAGUCUGCAGGUUCAUCGUGAAUGAGGCGUCAAACACCUGCACCUUCUGCAGUGACGUCUCUCCAGAGGCCAAGUCCACCUUUGCCAGCUUUGACAUCCUGGUGGAUGUGACAGACCACACAGGCACCCUGCGCUCCUGCUACCUGGCUGACUGUGUCGCUGAGGACACCCUGGGCUGCACAGUCCCUGAAUUCCUCAUGCUGGAAGAAGAGCAGAAGACUGCACUGAAAUGGCAACUCCUCUUGGAACGAAGCAAGAUUUACUUCAAGGUUACUUCAUCACCUAAUUGGAGAACUGGACUAAAAGUGAAUCUUCUUUCCUGCAAACUGGCAGAUCCCAUAGAGGCCAGUCAGAGCUUCUUGGGAAGAGACUGGAAUUAUUUAUAAAUGCCAGGAAAGGCUUCCUUCACUCUGUUGUUAGAGAUGGAAUUCUGCUGUUGUUGGGUUUUGCCAAGUCUGUUCUGAUGGUAAAGGAGGGAGGUGCAUGUUACAAUACCUCUAAGUGGGCUUCUGAGUUCAUAUUUUUGGGUGAUUGUACUUUAAAAAGUGUACUUGGGCCUAAGCUUAAAUGUUAAUUCUACCAAAUUCAACCCCUUUUAAGAGUGCUGGAAGAUUUCCUCACUCAGCUAUUUGAAAAAAUCAGAAAUAACAAAUAGGUUAAAUGAGAUUUGUUGAACUUCUGUGGUUUUAACUGCUUUGCUGCUUUUGUGUUAAAGAAAUAAAGACCCCCCCCCUUGAAACACUGCCAGGGUUUGUGCUGCACCUUGCUGAGGCCAAACAUGGAGCUGUGGGCAAGAGCAGGGCUGAUUCUCUUUGGGCAGACUAAGUCUAAUUAGAGCAGAGUAAUCAAUUAGCAGUGACCUCUGACAAGCAAAAAUCAAGCUGAGGCUGUAAGCAGGACUCUGCUCACCAAAGCUGGAUUUAAAGAACCCAGGUAUGUAUAUUGUGCCUUCCUCCACGUAUUUUGUUCCCUGUUUUUAAUAUGUUUCUGUCCACAGCUUCCCUCCUGCUGGUGUAUUUGUCCCAUCCUCACCUCCUGAGCACGCUGGGACUCAGCUGUUUCCAACAGAGAGAGAUCCCCCAGCCCUGUUCUGGCAAAGGGUUUUAGCCAGGACACUCUGGGGAACUCUGAUCCCCCCGGUGCCUCCUCACCCCUUAAAACAACAUGGCACAGAGAAAACCCCCACAGAAACAGGAAAUCCUGACAAGCAAUCCCAGAUUGCAUCCCUGACUCAAGGGUGGCAAUAAAGACCCCAAAAAUGCUGCCAGCGUUGGGUCAUCCCUCUUGUAGCAAUAAACAAUUCAACAUUUCCCAGCCAUAACAAUUCCCAUUCUGAAGGGAAUGUUUCCAAUAACUUAAUCCCAACUCUGUCAAUACCCAGGGCUGGAGACCAAACUGUAAAUGAUGCCCUGCUGCUGUUGCCAGAGAUGGGAAUGUUUGACAGGCAGGAGGAAAUGCAAACAGUACAGACACUUAAUUCCAUCCUUCCUCUUCCAGAACUCUUCACCCUCAUGGCUGUUUUAAUUCUGGAGAAAUUCUAAAGGAAUUCUUCAAUUUCUUCUCCCAUUGUGGUGUGCAGCACCCUGGACUGUGCUGCUCUCACAGAGCUGCUUCUCUUUGGGAGACAGGAUUUUUCUCUGCAGAACUCCCCACUUUUAAAACCAAAGCUUUUCCUAGCAGUUUUUAAGAUCUGGCUCUGACAAAUGGAAGCGUUUAGCUUUGGUGCUUUGCAUUUAUGUAAAACAAAAACCAAAAUCCAUCUGUUUUUGUUAGAAAUGAACCAGUUCUGUGCAACCUUUGAAAAAUCUAGGUUUUGAUGUUUGCAUGGGGAGGAUUUUUUAAAUUACAUUUUACAACUUGCUCUGUUGAAUUGAAAGAGAACUCGCUGUCAUGCAAACCGGUGGGGAGUGCUGGAACAGCUGCAGCUGGGAACUGGGGAAAGUUACCCAGUGUGGCUUUUAGCAGCUGGAAACACUUAAAACUCCAACUGCUGCACUGCACUGGGUAACAGCAACUGCUGCAGUUACAGUUUUACUAAAAAUACAUUGAAAUCAGUCAAAAGGAAAGUUUGGUGGUGAUCUUUACCCAUAUGCUUCUUUAUUCUUGAUCAUUUUGCAUUAUUUCACUUUUAGAACAUAUUUCAAGCUCAGUUUAGGAAAAAAACAGAUCUGCCAAACAUCUGGCACACUUCCUGGUGCCUCUGCCCCCUGGAGUGGGAAGAAAAGCCAUCCUUCUUUAAUUUGUGUGUUUGAAAAAAGCAGGGAGGAAUCACAAAACUAAUCCAAAAAAUCAAACAUCUUUCUCUUGUAGAGGAAACUCUUUGUGAAGCUGCAGUUCUUGAUUUAGGGUUCCACAUCUACACAUAAACCUUUGAUUCUCCACAGCAUGGCUGAGCCUUAGCUCCUACAUCAUCAUUUGAAUUGUUUUGAUCAGUAAUUUUUAUUUUAAGGCUAUACUCAAA